This is a messenger RNA of Staurois parvus, 313 nucleotides long. The record is from the annotation of a GenBank genome assembly. NCBI's taxonomy places the organism in Eukaryota, Metazoa, Chordata, Amphibia, Anura, Ranidae.
ACCGGGCCCCGGCCGGUGAUUUCUUGCUGGCACCUGGCGAUCGCCGAGCAUCUCCGACGGGGGAGAGACCUGUGCUGCUUUGUAUGGCUCUGGAUAGCAAAUCCAUACAAAGCAGUGUGCUUAAAGGGGAAAGCACUCACACAGCACACUGAAAAACAGCACACAGUUAACCCUUUGAUCUCCCAUGUUAACCUCUUCCUGCCCAGUGCCAUUAGUACAGUGUCAGUGCUUUUUAUUAGCACUGAUCACUGUAUUGGUGUCACUGGGGAUGUCAGUUCCCCAGUAUAAGAAUGCCUGCCACAGUCCCUAUAAA